This is a messenger RNA of Colletotrichum gloeosporioides, 495 nucleotides long. RefSeq lists its product as uncharacterized. Bases 1 to 495 code for a protein of 164 amino acids. The record is from RefSeq and is a predicted model, not a curated record. Lineage: Eukaryota; Fungi; Ascomycota; Sordariomycetes; Glomerellales; Glomerellaceae. The transcript has a single exon.
AUGGAUUGGAACGCUCACCUCGAGUUCCUCAGAGAACUCAUCAUCUCCGCAGCCAUCCUCACUUUCGGACAUUACACCAAUAUCAUCCCCUUAACAUCCUUCCUCGGCGUCUCAAGCCCAAAUUACAUCCUCCCCCCGCUAUCCGUUCUGAUCGGCCAUCUCCUCUGGCACAUCUUCGCCCCGGACGCUCGUCCGGAGGAUCCAACUGAGUAUCUCAUCCUUGCGCGGGCGUACUUCUUCAACUUCGCGAUUCUAAUGUGGGCCAUCUUUCUUUUCCCAUUUCUCUUCGUCGCUUUAGUCUCUGCCAUAGGCCUUGUGUUACCGUUCGUCGUUUUAUGGGGAGUUUACCGAUGGUACAAACCUAAACCUGCGCCAGAGGUUGACGAGUUUGGAUGGAGGCACGACGUUAACACGACUAGACUGAGGGAGCCCUACGCUUUGGACGACUUCCCUGAAGAUAACGUGUUUUUGAGGUUUGGAUUUUCCAAUCAGUAA